Haemorhous mexicanus (house finch) is the source of this 2052-nucleotide messenger RNA. Its product is annotated as transmembrane protein 14A-like. The record is from RefSeq and is a predicted model, not a curated record. Gene Ontology annotation, biological process: regulation of heme biosynthetic process. Lineage: Eukaryota; Metazoa; Chordata; Aves; Passeriformes; Fringillidae. Gene Ontology annotation, cellular component: mitochondrial membrane. Bases 154 to 546 code for a protein of 130 amino acids. The transcript has 5 exons.
CGGCGACAGGCGCCCUCCUUCCGCCGCCGAGCGGCUGAGCCGGGGCGCGGCGGUGCGGCCGGGCCGGCGCCCCACGGAGCCCGGCGGGCGCGGGAGGCGGGGCCGGGGCCGGGGCAGGUCGGAAGGCGGCGCGGCAGGACGAGAAUUGGGACCAUGGCUGUCGACUGGAUUGGUUUUGCAUAUGCUUCAUUGCUGAUAGUUGGAGGUAUUAUAGCAUACACUCGUAAAGGUAGUAAAAUCUCUUUAGCUGCUGGACUCACCUUUGGCUCUGUGGCUGGUUAUGGAGCUUACUGUGUAACGUGUGAUCCGAGAAAUGUGAAGAUAUCAUUGUUUUCAUCUUUUCUUUUGACCAUUAUAAUGGGAAUGAGGUUCAAGAGGUCCAAGAAAUUAAUGCCAGCCGGACUAGUAGCAUGCCUGAGGAUAUGGGCCCCAGAACGGUUCUCUGCAACGCUUUCUUCCUCGACCCCGUCCCGCACGGGGCUGUUCCCAAGGACGAUCUCGCAGCCCAGCGCUGCCUCGCCCGGCCCGGCCUCCGGACCAUCUUAAGCCUGGAACUGCUCACCAGCGGGCGGCUUCCACUGGGGCUCGGGCCAAGUCCGGCUUCGAAACGCUUCCUUCUACCGCCGGAGCUAGGAGGAGCGUCUGGACGAGGGAAAAGGCAAAGUACUCCCAGAGAUUGCAAAACUUGCACUCCAAAGAGCAGUUUCUCUUCAGCUUCCCCGCUGAUCCUACCCAGAGCCAAACACAACCCCCUUCUGUGCCCACCCUCCCGCCCGUCCUGGUCCCUGCUGCAGGAGACAAGCUGGGGAAAUAACCCCUGGACAAACUCCCUGGAGCAGCACGGCAGGACGUUCCUGGAGGGCCAGCCGGUCUGUCACGCACCUCGCCCUUUGCCCUCCGGGCAGAAGCCCUGAUCCCGGCAAGAACCAUUCACUCCACCGGGCUGGCGCCACCCACCCCCGCCGCGACCCCCGCCCGCCGCCGCGGUACCGUCUGCCCGGGCCGCCACAGCUCCGACACCGUACCGAAACAGCGCCGCCACAGCUCCGACACCGUACCGAAACAGCGCCACCACAGCUCCGACACCGUACCGAAACAGCGCCGCCACAGCUCCGACACCGUACCGAAACAGCGCCGCCACAGCUCCGACACCGUACCGAAACAGCGCCACCACAGCUCCGACACCGUACCGAAACAGCGCCGCCACAGCUCCGACAAACCCCCCGCCCCCGACACACGACCCUCCCGCACCGUCAGGCGACCGCUCCUCCCCUGGGCUGCCGCCGCGGCCUGGCCGUGCCCCGCGCCCGCCCCGCCGGGCGCAUCACCAAACCCUAGCAGCCCAGCUCAGGGAAAAGCGCCCCCCAGCCUUGUCCCUGCAGUCUUGCCGAAUUUCUGUUGCAAACUGUGGAAUAUGUAAAUAUUUUCUUGACAAAGGAUGUGCUUUGAUGUUUGAUCUUUGUGAAAAACGCGUAUUUUAUGAUUGGCUUUUCGCAAAUAUUAAAAUGAGCAUUACAUGUGUUGUGUUAGAAAGUAGUGCUGUAUUAAUUCUCUUAAGUGGUGUGUUAAAUACAGUUUUAGGUUAUAAAAAAUGUUAAAAUAGAAACUACGCUAUGUAGGAUAAUUUUUUUAAAGAAAGGACUUGCAGCGAGGUAACAGCCACAGGACACCUAAAUCUUUCAGAGAAAAAGAAUUUAUUGGUCUCUUAUCAGAAGAAACAAACUUCUUCCCUCCUCGAAGGCGCUGUUAGGGUUCAGAGGAAGAAGUUGAUGAUGACCAGACAGAAUCCUGUGUUUGAAUGGAAUUUAUGCAUCAUGUACGAAGUGUAUGAAUAUGCAACAGGCUGUUGUUUUUAAGGGUUAAUCCUUUGUUAACGGGUGUCCUUUUUCGGGCUUGUGCUGCCCAGAAAAAGGUACCCAGACGUCCAUAACUCUUUAUUUCUGUUGUCUCAUAUUGUCCUAAUUCAAAUGGUCGAAAUUAUUAUUACUCUAAUUGUAUUACUAUUUUUAUAACCAUUUUAUCACUAUUAAACUUUUACAAUUUUAAAAACAA